Molecule: messenger RNA, 1488 nt
Organism: Psylliodes chrysocephalus
Lineage: Eukaryota; Metazoa; Arthropoda; Insecta; Coleoptera; Chrysomelidae
Source: the annotation of a GenBank genome assembly
AUGGUUACUGUUUUUAAACAUUACAGAUACAAGGCCAAGGCUCUUCCACAAAAGCCAAACUGCAGUCACGAUAAAAAGAAAGUCUACAAUUGUGAAGAACUUGGUAUGCAAGACAUUCGCAGAUUCCAUGAAAGAUUUUAUUCUAAUGUCUCCAAAUCGGAUCAAGAUGUUUUUAUCCUCAAGUAUACAGAGCAAGAAUCGCCCAAAAGGAUUCAUAUUGACAAAAGAUCAACACAAGUUGUUAUCAGAUACUUUAUACCCACCAAAAACAAAAGAAGAAUACAGGUUUGUCAAAAGGCGUUUCUGAGUAUUUUGGGCAUAUCAAAGUUCAAGAUUCAAAACAUCUGCAAAAAAUUUUUACGAGAUGGAAAAUGUCCGAAAGAGAAACGAGGUGGUGAUCAUCGCUCUGCUAAAUUCACAGAAAUUAGACAGAGCCUUAAGAACUUCUUCAGCCAGCUGCAGUUUGCCGAAUCCCAUUACACAAGGGAAAAAAGUUUGAGACGCUACCUACCGAGUGAUUGCAAUGUACGUGCAUUAUGGAAGCAGUAUAAUCAAGGAGUUGACCCAGAGAAAAAAGUGAAGUACUCUUUCUUUUUGCAUGUCUUUAAUUUUGACUACAACAUCAGAUUCAAAAGUCCUGCAACUGAUGCAUGUUCUACUUGCAUUAGUCUCCGAUGCAAGAUUUCUGUAACGCCACCAGGUAGAAACAAGACAGAACUAAUGGCACAGUUAACUGUUCAUAAAAUGAAAUCAAAGUGUUUCUAUGACAUGUUAAAAAAAGUAGAGGAACCAACCGUCAUGAAAUUAUCAUUUGACUGCCAAAAAAAUCUUGCUCUACCCCGUGUUCCUGACCAAGCAGCUUACUACAGUAGGCAAUUGUAUCUGUACAAUUUCACCAUAUGUGUUGGUGAUUCACGAAGCGCCCAAAAUAAAGACUGUACUCGUGACAGAGUCUUUGGUCGCAUAGAGAAGAAAAUUAGAAAAGUCGAUACUUUGAUUGACCCACAAGAAUACCUGAACAUUUUUUCAGAGUUUGGAACAGUGCGAAAAGUCACUAAAGAAGUUGCUGUUGCGGACUGGAAAACUGAAGUUUCAUCUGUGUUAAAAUCAGCAGGUGGCCUACAUUUCAAGUUUGCACCAAGCAAACGAAUAAUUAGCAAGAAAGACAGGAAGGGAAAUAUAUCGCUACAAGGGGAGGAGCACUAUCGGUCAGACUUAGGUGUUCCCAAAGGCAUUUUAAAAAAAGGGAAAACACUCGCAAUGAUUAAACCACAACUAUUAACCUCCACUGUAAGCAUAAAGCCCGAAAAAUUGACAGACGUAGACAAACUUCUUAAAAAACAUUUUGGAGCAGACUGGCGAGACAUAGAAACUUUAAACUUUUAUCGUGAAAUUUUGGAUGGUAACGGUGAUGCUCAGGAAGAGGAGAAUGAGGACCUUGAUGAAGAAAAUAACUAUUUUGAAGAAAAUGAAGAUCUAAGAAUAUGA